AUGUCCGAUACCAACUCUCAACCUCCGGACACGAACAUGGAGGUCAACGACGAACUAGACCAGACGGUGGACGACGAGAUCAAGCAAGACGCGACACGACUGGAAACCGACGCUAUGAACCUCGACGGCGCAAAUGAUGCAGAACCCGCAGCGGUUAACGGCAUGGCAGACUCUGCCGCCGCCUUUGAGGCGCGCAUACCUGCGAAGAAGGACGCAACAUUGCGCGAGUUCCUAGGCAAGAUGGAUGACUACGCGCCGAUCAUACCCGAUGCAGUGACCAACUAUUACUUGACACGCGCCGGUCUGCCACCGCCACCUCAGACAUCACAACACCUCGCACGUCUCCUUGCGCUCGCGACACAGAAGUUCAUCGCCGACAUCGCAGCCGACGCCUACCAGUUCUCUCGCAUCAGGUCAUCCAACACCACAAGUAACAACCCUAUGGGUGGCGCAGGAGGAGCGCCGGCAGCAGCAGCGCCUGGUGGUGCGCCUGGCGGCAAGGAUAGCGGCUCUAAGGCCAAGGACUACAACCUCGGCAUCCAGCGCCCAGGAUAUGGAGGUGGAGGCCAGGGUGGCAAUCAAGGACGCACCGUGCUUACUAUGGAGGACCUGGGUAUGGCAGUAGGCGAAUACGGCGUCAACAUCAAGCGCGGAGAGUUCUACCGCUAG
Alternaria ethzedia is the source of this 669-nucleotide messenger RNA. RefSeq lists its product as uncharacterized. The record is from RefSeq and is a predicted model, not a curated record. Gene Ontology annotation, cellular component: SAGA complex; nucleus; transcription factor TFIID complex. The transcript has 2 exons. Gene Ontology annotation, molecular function: RNA polymerase II general transcription initiation factor activity; promoter-specific chromatin binding. NCBI's taxonomy places the organism in Eukaryota, Fungi, Ascomycota, Dothideomycetes, Pleosporales, Pleosporaceae. The coding region runs from base 1 to 669 and encodes 222 amino acids. Gene Ontology annotation, biological process: transcription initiation at RNA polymerase II promoter.